AUGGCGGACGACAGAGCAAUGAGAGAAAGCGCGGAAUCUUCAAUAACUUCUAUUUCUGCGGACGAAGCUGCGUUAUAUGAUCGACAAAUUCGUCUCUGGGGCUUAGAUGCCCAGAAAAGGUAUGGCGAAUAGUUAAAUUUUAAUGUCAAAGAGUUAUUUAAUGUCUGUGAAUGGAAUACAAAACAAGACUAGUGUAUUAAACUCCAAAGGACCAAAGAUCGAUAACAUUUUUAUAUUUUAAUAUCAUAUUGAUAAAUAUAAAAAUGUUAUCGAUCUUUGGAGUUACACUUGUUUUGUAUUUUGUUAAAAUACUCUAAAAAUUUCUGUGAAUGGGCCUCUUCACUAUAAUUAAUAUAGUACUACCACAUUUGGUACUACACGUGCUACUGUUGUACCUCCCCUACGGAGGAAAUUGGAAGGUAACCCCAUACCUCCUUGGUAUCCAAGUACACAUACUAUUAUCAGAAACAAAUUUUCUCCACACCAACCCCCCCUUGACUGCAGAAAUUUUCUCAGUGCGUGGAAUGUAGAUCCUUUCUGGACAAGUGGGUAACUCAGUGGGUUAAACUGACUUUCAUUUUAGAGUUGACCAUUGUGACCAUGUUACACUUGGUAGAACCUUUCUAUGGUUUGAUUUUAGGCUCCGUGCAUCAAGAGUUCUUCUUGUGGGUCUAACUGGCCUUGGUGCAGAGAUUUGUAAGAACAUUGUACUAUGUGGUGUGAAGUCAUUGACACUUCUUGAUGAUGAAGUAGUAACGAUGCAAGAUUUUACUGCUCAGUUUUUAAUUCCCAGGAUGGAUCUUGGAAAAAAUGUAAGAACUGUACAUCAUAAGGGUUGUGAGAUCUCAGUUGUAAUUAGGUUACGCGCUCCAAAACGAAUCCCACAAAUAAGAUUUCAAAAUAGAAGAACCUGUAAACCCUAAUGCACUCUCCUCACAAAUUUCUCCCCUGCCCAAAAUCUGUGAAAUAUAAUUCUCCCAAUAUAACCUUGCAGGCUGUGUAAACCUCCAAAAGUUGAAAGAUAAACUCCUCCCAAUGUAACUGUCUUUCAAAAUCUUCAAGAAAAUACUUUCAUUAGACAAUUCCCAUUAUAAUAGACUAAUUUUAAAACUAUAAGGCAAGGAGAUGCAAAUAAAUCACCACAGCUAGAAAGAGCAUACAAAAUAAGUACAAUUACAAAGUUUGGUUCCGAAAUGUUGUAAAAUGCGGAAAAUAUAGCCUCGCAAAGUUCGCAAAUUUUCUAUACUUGUAUUGCGUGCGAAAAUUGCUCCCAUUUUUGGCCCAAAUGUGGUAGCAAUUUCCGCACGCAAUACCAACUUUGCAAGACUAUAUUUUCCGCAUUUUACAACAUUUCACAGCCUAGUUUUAAAAUUAGUCUAUAAUGGGAAUUGUCUAUUUGGAGAUAGAAUGGUUCUACCCAUUUGUCCACCCCUAGCCUGCGUAGCCGGCAGUUUUAAGGGUUGGGGUUGAGGCGCGGGCAACGAGCCUCCCUAAAUUUCAUUGCCCGUGCCUCAACCCUUAAAACCGCCGGCUAUGCAGGCUAUCCACCCCAGGUCUCUGUCACUGUAGGCUCUGUGAACUGAAAAUAAUGAGUUUUGAAAACAAGUAAUUUUGUGUUCAAUUGAUUGUGCAGCGUGCAGAAGCCUGUCUUGUCCGAGCACAAAGGUUGAAUCCUAUGGUGGAAAUAAAAUGUGAUACAGAGCCAGUCAUGAAGAAAUCCAGAGAAUAUUUUGAACAAUUUGAUGUUGUCAUUUUGACUGGAUGUGUUCGGGAAGUGAUGGUAAGGCAAAGCAUUGAAAAGAUUUUUUGAAAAUACAAUCUGGCGUUUGUCGAGUUGAAUAUGGCUGGUCGCAUUAAUACGUGCUCUAUAAGUUUUUGCUUUAUUUUCUGCUUUUUUCUGAUAUUUGGCGGAAAAUCUAGAAGAAAUGGAGCUGAAAUCAUACCAUGGAAUGAUGGCAGUGCUUAUUUUGUCUGCCAAACCGUUAUUGCGAGCAGAUUUGGUGGAAGUUGUCUACGUGCUGGCCAAAAUGACCGCCAUUUUGACAACUGGUUUGCUGUUUAUCAUGCUUGCAAACUUGUUCAACACGCUUCCUUGGGUUUGAUGUUGGUCGCUCUUUCCGGAGAUAUUGAAGUAAACCCUGGCUACCAUCAUGUUGAAGACCUUAAGGAUAUUAAAGGCUUAAAGAUAGCUCACCUAAAUGUGCAAAGUGUCAGGAAUAAGGUCGACUUACUUCGCCUUGAGAUAACUAAUGAUAAAGUGUUUGACAUUCUCACUUUAUCCGAAACCUGGCUGAAUGACUCUAUUUCGGACAUGGAAAUUCAAAUGCCUGGUUAUUGUGUUAUUCGUAAAGACAGAUCAGGAAAUAGGCUUGGUGGUGGCACGAUUGUUUACAUUCGUGACGGGUUGCCUUUUAGUAUUUGCAAUGACUUGAACACUGAUGAUAAUGAAUGCCUUUGGAUUCAAAUUUCUCGGCCCAAGUGCAAGCCUAUAUUUCUUUGUAGUGUUUAUAGACCACCGAACUCUGAUUUGGCGAGGUUUAUUUCCUCUAUGGAGAACAGUAUAGCAAAUAUUGGCCCCAAGAACUGUGAUAUAGUAUUGCUUGGUGAUUUUAACGUAGAUUUUACUCCGGUUAAAGGGAAAUCAAAUCCCGCGAAAAAAUUUUUGACGGAUUUUGCAAGAUCGAUGGGCCUAAACCAAUUAAUUAAAGAAGCUACUAGAGUCACUGACUCGUCACAAACAAUGAUUGACUUAAUCUUUGUAAACAAUGAGCACCGUUUUGUUGCAGAUGGAGUCAUACCCUUAACGAUUAGCGACCAUUCAUUGAUCUAUUGUAGUCUGAAAGUGGGCGCGCCAAAAGGGACCCCUAGAACAAUAGAAUAUCGUUCAUACAAAUCCUACUACCGUAUCUCCUUUGUACAAGAUUUAAAAAACAUUCCAUGGCACUUAGUCGCUGACGAAGAUGACAUUAAUGAUGCAGUCUCCACUUGGAAUGCUCUGUUUCUGGAUGUAGCAAACAACCAUGCGCCAAUUAAGAAACAACGCGUAAAUGGAAUAAAUUCACCCUGGAUGACUUCCGAAAUCAGCGAUUUAAUGCGUGAACGCGACUAUUAUCAUCGAAAGGCAAGAAAAUCAGGCUCUCCUGAUCACUGGCAAUCAUAUAAAAACUCUCGGAACCUUGUGAAUAAAGAAAUUAAAGCUAGCAAGUCAAAAUAUUACAUCAAUCUGAUCGAGGAAUGUAAAGGUGACUCCAAGAAGCUAUGGAAUGCUGUUAACGAAGCAUCUUCUAGGAAAUGUCAAUCGUCCAACCCAACUUGCAUUAUCUCGGAUGGAGUUGAAUAUACAAACAAUAAAUCGAUUGCUUCUAUUUUGAACAAACAUUUCGCUACUAUAGGUCAAUAUCUUGCCGAGAAGCUACCCGCUAUAACACCAAGUUAUGCAUCAAGUUACUAUCUAUCUAAUGGUCAACAUUUUAAUAUCCUUCCCGUUGAUGAAUCUUUCGUUAUUAAACAUCUAAAAUCUCUCAAAGCUUCGAAAGCAACUGGUUUGGACAAGAUAAAUAUAAAGCUACUUAAAGAUGCAUCAGAAAUAAUUGCUCCUUCGAUUACAAAGCUCAUAAAAUCCAUUCAAAAUCAUACAUUCCCUUCAAGUUGGAAAUGUUCGAAGGUCUUUCCUUUGUACAAAUCUGGGGACAGAGCGAACGCAACUAAUUACCGUCCAAUAUCAGUUCUACCUGCAUUGAGCAAGUUAAUGGAAAAAGCUGUUUAUACUCAACUUUAUGAUUAUUUAACAGAACAUAACAUUCUCAAUGAUAAUCAAUUUGGUUUUCGCCGAAAGUGUUCCACAACAACAGCACUCUCGAGUUUUGCUGACGAGAUUCUGGCCAGUAUGGAAAAGGGAGAAGUGUGCGGUGCCGUGUUUUUGGACCUGUCCAAGGCCUUCGACACGGUCGAUCACGCUGUUAUGCUGAAGAAAUUAUCUGCCAUUGGUGUUUCUACUGAAGAUAUAGCAUGGUUUGCUUCCUAUCUAAGUUUUCGAUCGCUUCGAACUACUUGCGGUCCUGAGCUGUCUGAACCAUUACGCUGUAACUUUGGUGUCCCACAGGGCAGUAUUCUUGGCCCUUUACUCUUUUUGAUUUAUAUCAACGAGAUACCAAGUUUCAUUAAACAUGCACAAUUAUCUCUUUACGCAGACGAUACUGUCCUGUAUUACUUUUCUAACACCUCGCAGGAUCUGGAGGAGAAACUAAAUGCCGACCUGCGUAAUGUUUGUGUUUGGCUUAAUGAGAAUAAACUAACUUUGAAUACAAAAAAGACCAAAUUCAUGAUCAUUGGGAGUAGCCGUAAACUUUCUAAUAUUGAUUCCGUCACAGUCAAGGUAGCUGGCAGUAAUAUAGAAAGAGUCGAAGAAUUCUCGUAUCUUGGAAUAAAUUUUUCAACUAAUAUGACCUGGACUGAACAUGUUAACCAACUCUGUUCAAAGAUCAGCAAACGCCUGGGGCUCCUGAAGAGAAUUAAGCAUCUGCUACCGCGAUACGCAAGACUACUUUUUUACAAGAGUCUUAUUUUACCUCUGUUUGACUACGGCGACCUGGUAUGGGGGGAUAAGAACAAUGACGUACUGAUGGGCAAUUUACAAAUUCUCCAAAACAAAGCAGCAAAAAUCAUCCUUGACUAUCACCCACUUUCUUCGUCUAGUGCUGCGCUGGAUGAGUUGGGAUGGAACAGGCUUCACCAACGUCGAUUUUAUCAUAGAUGUUUAUUCAUUUUUAAAUGUUUGAAUGGGCUAUCUAUGUCUAAGUUAAUCUUGAAAUCGCUAAGCGAACUUCAUUCCUAUAACACUAGAAAUAAGAACAAUUUAUGCUUGCCUAAAGUUAAACGAAAUUGGGGCAAGCAAAGGCUCGAGUACCAUGCAGUAAACGAUUGGAACACUCUUGACGAAGAGACUAGACAUUCAGACUCGAUUGCUAAGUUCAAAAUGAACUAUUUUAAAACUCACUAGUGCUGAAUUAUAACACUCAUAGCAUGCUGACGUAUAUAUACUCUUUGAAUUCUAUUUAGUUACUAUUUUUAUUGUUGUAGAUAGCUCACAGCUCUUAGUCUUACUUGUAAUUUAAACACUAGGCAUACUUUUAUUGAUUUUUAACGUUAACCUUAUUGUAAUGUGAUGGAUUUGGUUUUUAUGACUCAUAUUUAUAUAUGUAUAUUUUUAAAUAUAGGACCUCUCUGAAAAUCACUUUACGUGAGAGAGUUUCCUAUUUAAAUAUUGUCAUAAAUAAAUAAAUUAGUAAUGGAUCAUGUUUAGAGGGUUUUUCCAUUUGUUGUUGUUGUUGUUGUUGUUGUUGUUAUUGUUGAAUAUAAUUAACAGAAUUGUCAACUAGAUAUUUUUCUUUUGUUGAAACGAAAAAUCCCAAAGUAAAUUAUUUUCCCAUAAAUGUUUUGUGUUAGAUUCACGUGAAUACAAUCUGUCAUGAAAAGAAAAUCAAAUUUUAUGCGGGUGAUGUCUUUGGGUAUUUUGGAUACACGUUCAAUGAUUUAGUGGAACAUAAAUAUGUUGAGUAAGUGGACUUGCAUGUAUUUCUAGUGGAAAAUUUGUUACCAACCUUCAAGACUAAUUAUCCAAUUGCGUUCACGUUUAGAGAACAAAAGACGUCAAGCGGAAUAAAUCUUACAGUGAGCGAGGGUCCACCAGCAAAGAAGAAACCAAAACAAGAAGAAAUUCACACUAUUAUGGUUGAAAAGGUAAAUGUUGUUUGUGCGAAUGUGUGUCUCAUACUUUUUUACUUGUUUCUUUCUGUUUGACUCUUGUUUUUUUCUGUAAAGUUUUUAGAAUUCAACUCACUAAAAGACGCAUUAGAGACAUCGUGGGUGAAAAAUCAGAAGCCAAAAUCUUUGAAAAGGAUAUCAAAAGUUUUCUUUAUAUUUCAAGGUAAAACAAAGCAUAUACUGUACAGUCACCAGUCGCAAAAUAAUGCUGCAAAUCCUCAUGUACUUUGCUUUCCCCCUGCAAUAACAUUAAAUCAAAAAGCUUAGCUGUAAACUAAAAAGCUUUUGAAACAUGUAUCUCAAUAUAUUCUCAUAUUUCUCUUUAUUUCAGUGUUAUUAAGAUUUCAAGAAAAAUACAGACGAAAUCCAGAAGGUUCGACGUCAGAACAAGACAUAGACGAUCUUCUCAAGAUGAAGAAUGAAGUGUUUGAAUCUUUGGACAUUAGUCAAGAUCUUGUAUUAGAAGAUUUUGCCAGGUCUGUUUGUGGUAUCAAUACAUCAGGUCAUUUUAACUCUUUCCUGUACCACAGAUUUUCCACUGCACACUGAAGACCACAAUUCUAAAAAAUCAUUUCUGAAUGCUCUCCUUUGAUCUUCAGGCAUUGUAUAGGAACGCUAAGUCCAACAAGUGCGAUUUUGGGUGGGAUUCUAGCACAGGAUGUUAUCAAGGUAAAAACCAAGCAACAACAACUAGAUCAGUUCAAUUUCAGACUUGUGAUUAUUCCCGCUGUAGUAUGGUACAUAUGUGACUAGUGUAGGUAGUAUUCUUCAAUAAGCUGCUGUGGUUCGUGUCUGCAAGGACCAUUCAUGGCUUCAUUACAAAAGAAAUUGUGUGUCUGAACCAGGAAACAAAAAGGCUUCGCUCAAAACGUGUUUUAAUAUUUGUCGCGUCAUUUUUUAGGCUCUUUCAGGGAAAGACGCACCAAUCGAUAAUUUCUUUUUCUUUGAUGGUCGAACUGGUGAAGGCAUGGUGGAAUCUUUGCCAAUAAAAUAUUGACAUGAGCUGAACAUAUCCUUUUAUACAUGUAUAUAUAUAUUUACUCUUGAUUGUCAAUGUAUCAGCGUAAUCUUGUUUCCCAGAUAGACCCUGCUAACAAGAUGAAUUUUGGACAUUACAAUUUACAAUCCAAAGACAAUGGUUUGCCACCAGCUGAGCUGGCACUAGCAGUGUAA
This is a messenger RNA of Paramuricea clavata, 6936 nucleotides long. NCBI's taxonomy places the organism in Eukaryota, Metazoa, Cnidaria, Anthozoa, Malacalcyonacea, Plexauridae. The record is from the annotation of a GenBank genome assembly.